This is a messenger RNA of Cyprinus carpio (common carp), 956 nucleotides long. RefSeq names its product putative nuclease HARBI1. The record is from RefSeq and is a predicted model, not a curated record. The transcript is spliced from 3 exons. Lineage: Eukaryota; Metazoa; Chordata; Actinopteri; Cypriniformes; Cyprinidae. The coding region runs from base 309 to 956 and encodes 215 amino acids.
AUUUACAUCAUGAAUUUGUUGGAACCACACAUUAAGUGUUCAACACAGAGGAGUCGGGCUUUGACAACUGCACAGACUGUGUGCAUUGCCCUGAGAUUCUUUGCGAGUGGCACUUUCCUUUAUACUAUUGGAGACGCAGAGAACUUAGUGAAAAGUGCUGUCUGUCGUGCCAUUCGCAAAGUUUACCUAGCACUCAAGCAGUUUUUAGGGGUUUUUGUGGUAUUCCCAAGCCACUUAAGACCCCAGGUUGUAAAGCAGAAUUUUUUCGCUAUUGCAGGUACAUUUAUAAUCGUUAAUGACAUGCAAUCAUGACCAUGCCAAAAAGUAUGACUAACAGUAUGUGUCAUUCAGGCUUCCCUAACGUGAUUGGUGCCAUAGACUGCACACACAUCCCCAUCAAGGCCCCACCUGGCCCAAAUGAAGGAGAUUUUGUGAACCGAAAGGGGGUUCACAGUGUAAAUGUGCAGAUGGUGUGCGACUCUAUGUUCCAUAUUACAAAUGUGGAAGCAAAAUGGCCAGGAUCAGUGCAUGACUCAAGAAUUUUCAGAGGGUCACAUUUAUGCACAUUAUUUGAACGUGGGGAUUUUGAUGGGAUCCUGCUUGGAGACAGGGGCUAUGCCUGCAGGCAGUAUUUUAUGACGCCCUUCCCUGACCCAAACCCUGGACCACAAACUGUUAAUGCAGCUCUAGCCAGGACAAGGGCACGCAUUGAAAUGACCUUUGGGCAACUAAAGGAAAGAUUUCAGUGUCUGAAAACUCUGAGGGUUGCACCUGACAGGGCCUGUGACAUAAUUGUUGCAUGUGCCAUAUUGCAUAACAUCGCCACUAUCAGAAAGGAGAGGAUCCCUUUGGUGGGGGUGCAGCCUGAUGAUGACCCCCAGCCAGUGCACUUGGACCAACCUAGUGGCAGAGCUGCACGGGACAGAAUUGUGGAACACCAUUUUUUGAAUGUGUAA